CCCUAACGAGGAUGUUACUACACCAAAGGCCGGAAACGAAACCCUGACGCAAAAUUUGAAACCUAUUCCGAUCAAGUGGACGAAGUUGGAAUCCAAGACCAAUUUUGAUUUCCAUCUCCCAGAAGAAGACGAUGAAGAGUUCCUCUUUGCAGUGGCGGACAGCAGCUGAAGUUGUUUCCCUAGUCAAGAAAGUCAGAAAUGUCCCUAACCCUACCAUCGAUCUCCCCAAAAAUGCCGUUGCGGAGGUUUCGCAUAAAGUUCCCCUUAAUGCAGACUUUUUAGGGACCUACAUCGCCCCUUAUAAAGGAAGCCGUGCUCUCUCUCAAAUUUCAGGCUCGGAAGCCAGUUCUGACAAAAAUGUAUCCAUUUAUGAAAAUACUACUGCUCAAUCGGAAGGCGAUGGUUCGUGUUUCAAAUGCGGGAAAUUAGGGCAUUGGGCUAGAGACUGCGAUGCUCCGGGUGGUGGAGGAUCUUUCAGUUCUUCAGGAAAUGAUAUGUCUGUUCCGGAUAAAGCAUGCCCCUGCGGAUCGGGAAUUUGUUCAGUAUUAACUGCGAAUACGGAGAGGAAUCGCGGUCGAAAAUUUUACAAAUGCCCCGUUCGGCAGGAAAAUGGUGGCUGCGGAUUCUUUGAGUGGUGUGACAGUGCCUCUGUAGCUAAUGUAGUGUCUUAUGGAAGCCAAAAUCCAUUAAGUUCGUCAUUUUCAGACCUUCAGUGCCCCUGUGGUGCUGGUUCUUGCAAAAUUCUAACAGCUAAAACAGGGAACAACGUUGGGAAGCAGUUCUAUUGUUGCCCUUCAUCCCAGGCUUCUUGCAGGUUUUUCCGAUGGUGCGAAGAGCCUUCCAUGGAAACCAAGAAUCAAGAAAGCACCCCUAAGGUCUACGGUAACACAAAUGACACAAGCAAAAGUGCUACCUUGAAUGUGAAGACUAGUUCUUCCAGUUCCAGCUAUAAAUAUGGGAGUGAAGGGCAUUGGGCUAGAGACUGGUCGCAAUCACCCUCAUCUUCAACUUCUCCUGCAGAGUAUGGCAGAAGUCAAUCUUCUUCAGCUGGAAGCUGUUUCAAAUGUGGUAUGCCUGGCCAUUGGGCGAGGGACUGCUCUAAUUUUGAAAAAUAGGUACCGACUCUUUGGCUGCUUCGGCAUUAAGCUGUUUCAAGGUGUUUAGCCGUUGUUUAAGCUUUUAAAUCCAUAAGUGCUGAAUAUGUCAUCUGGCAUUUCUGUUUAUUUGGUACACUCGCCUAUUUUGAAGUACACUUUUGGGGAUGAUGUCUAGAUGGAUUAGCUUAGAAUUGAGACUUUAGUAUUGAGUCUCUUAAAUUUGAAUUUUUAUCAUUUAAUCAUCGAUUAUUUACUUAUCUAAAUAUUAUUAAAAGUAAGUUUAAUUUAAUUCUUUUUUUCUCAUCUGUAGUAUAUAUAAAAGAAUGGAAGGAGUAUAUAAAAGGAUGGGAGUGGAGUAAUUUUUUAGUCUCA
Molecule: messenger RNA, 1469 nt
Organism: Cucumis sativus (cucumber)
Lineage: Eukaryota; Viridiplantae; Streptophyta; Magnoliopsida; Cucurbitales; Cucurbitaceae
Product: DNA topoisomerase 3-alpha
Exons: 3
Coding region: 132-1115 (327 amino acids)
Molecular function (GO): nucleic acid binding; zinc ion binding
Source: RefSeq, a predicted model, not a curated record